Chaetomium fimeti is the source of this 1686-nucleotide messenger RNA. Its product is annotated as glycosyl hydrolase. The transcript has 5 exons. NCBI's taxonomy places the organism in Eukaryota, Fungi, Ascomycota, Sordariomycetes, Sordariales, Chaetomiaceae. Gene Ontology annotation, biological process: carbohydrate metabolic process. Bases 238 to 1593 code for a protein of 451 amino acids. Gene Ontology annotation, molecular function: hydrolase activity, hydrolyzing O-glycosyl compounds. The record is from RefSeq and is a predicted model, not a curated record.
AGGACAUUGCAAUUAUAUUACGCUAAUGGCCUUAAUACACCCCAACUGCCAGGCCUCCCCAACCUUGUUCGAUUUGUCCACCAAUACCGGUCCGACCGCUUCCCCGCAAAGCUACUGUUACAAUGAGUGAUAUUAGGGCAUAUAAAAGGGGAUCUGCUUUAUGUCGACGAAUUCCCGGUCGUCCGCUGGUCGAUCAAACCAAGUUGUCUCUACAAUCCGUUCCUAGCUCCAACAACGAUGCGCUUCUUGUCGAUCGCGCUGGCGGCGGCGCUCUCGCGCGUGGCGACGGCAUCACUGCAGGUAGUGCCCGGAGGGACAUGGACAACGCCGGACGGACAACAUCUGCAAGCCCAUGGGGCGGGCCUGAUCGAACUCAACGGCACCUACUACAUGGUGGGCGAAGACAAGAGUGGCGGCCAUUCGUUCUCCAACGUCAACUGCUACUCGUCAACAGACCUCGUGCAGUGGAAGCUCGAGGGCGCGCUCCUGUCCCGCACCGGCUCUGGCGACCUCGGGCCGAACCGCGUCGUGGAAAGGCCCAAGGUCAUCUACAACGACAAGACGAGGAAAUAUGUGCUCUGGAUGCAUAUGGAUAGUUCGAAUUACGGGGAGGCAAGAGUCGCCGUGGCCACCGGUGACACCGUGUGUGGGAAGUACCAGUAUAUCCGGAGCUUCCAGCCAUUAGGGAGGGAGAGCCGUGAUAUGGGAUUGUUCAAGGACGACGAUGGCAAGGGAUACUUGCUGACCGAAGAUCGCAACUACGGCCUCCGCAUCGUGGCGCUCUCGGAUGACUUCUUGACCCCGACAACCGACGUGUUUUCGUGGAAGCUCGAGGGCGGCAACCGUGUCGAGGCCCCCGCUAUGGUCAAACUGGGCAACACAUACUUCAUGUUCGCGUCCAUGAUGACGGGAUGGGAUGCGAACGAGAAUCAGUAUACGACUUCCACCAGCUUGGGCUCCGGUUGGUCCGGCUGGAAGAAGUUUGCCGACAGCGGAUCGAAGACGUACACGUCGCAAACAACCUACAUCCUCAAGACCAGCGAGACCAGCGCCAUCUACAUGGGCGACAGGUGGAUGAAAGACAACCUGAUGGCUAGUACCUACAUCUGGCUGCCGUUGAGCAUCAGCGGAACCAGCGUGACCAUGAAGAACUUUGUCAGCUGGGUACCCACGUCCAACUUCGCCUCCUGGCAGAACCCCCCCGCCGAGAACAGCUAUGAAGCCGAGCAGGCGUCUUAUGGCGGCCAGGCGCGCAACGUCGACUGUUCUCCGUGCUCGGGCAAGGUGGCGGCGGGAUACAUCGGCGGCCCAGACAGAGGCAGCGUCACCUUCAGCGGCAUCCGCAGCGACAUUGACGGGCUGACCACCAUCCGGAUCAAGUUCCUCAACGGCGACAGCAGCCCGCGGUACGCCAACGUGAGGGUCAACGGGGACGCUGGUAGGAAGGUGGCCUUUUUGCAGGCGACGGGCAACCCGGCCAGCAGCACGCUCCACGCCAACUUGAAAAAGGGGUCCGAGAACACGAUUGUCAUCGAGGGGAUUGAUGACGGCUGGGGCCCUGAUAUUGACCGGUUGAUGGUGCCCGUUCAGUAGUCGUGGGGUGUUCACGCGGUUCAAUAUUUACCUAGGGGUAGCCCUUUUCUCAGGAUAGCAAUCUAGAACAGCUCUUGCCAUCAUCUACUGAGC